Asparagus officinalis (garden asparagus) is the source of this 941-nucleotide messenger RNA. RefSeq names its product proteasome subunit beta type-3-A. Gene Ontology annotation, cellular component: proteasome core complex; proteasome core complex, beta-subunit complex. Gene Ontology annotation, biological process: proteasome-mediated ubiquitin-dependent protein catabolic process. The transcript is spliced from 7 exons. Lineage: Eukaryota; Viridiplantae; Streptophyta; Magnoliopsida; Asparagales; Asparagaceae. The coding region runs from base 126 to 740 and encodes 204 amino acids. The record is from RefSeq and is a predicted model, not a curated record.
ACCCGACUCUGUAGCCCAAAACCCUUUCUUCUUCCCGAAGCCAAAUUCAACGGGAACACCGCUCCUCUUCUCUUUCUCACUCUCCUCCAUCGUUACCUCCGACCUCGUUCUCUGCUCAAGUCUCCAUGUCGAUCUUCGAGUACAACGGCAGCGCCGUAGUCGCGAUGGUGGGCAAGAACUGCUUCGCCAUCGCCAGCGACCGGCGCCUCGGAGUCAACCUCCAGACGAUCGCCGUCGAUUUCAAGCGCAUCUUCGGGAUCCACGAUAAGCUCUUCAUCGGCCUCUCCGGCCUCGCCACCGACGUCCAGACCCUAUACCAGCGGCUGGUGUUUCGGCACAAGCUGUAUCAGCUGAGGGAGGAGCGGGAUAUGAAGCCUGAGACCUUUGCCAGCCUUGUUUCGGCUAUUCUUUAUGAGAAAAGAUUUGGCCCAUAUUUUUGUCAACCUGUGAUUGCUGGAUUAGGAGACGAUAAUGUGCCAUUCAUAUGCACCAUGGACUGCCUCGGUGCCAAGGAACUUGCCAAGGACUUUGUUGUUUCUGGCACAGCUUCCGAAUCUCUCUAUGGUGCUUGUGAGUCAAUGUACAAACCUGAUAUGGAACCUGAGGAAUUGUUUGAGACCAUCUCGCAAGCACUCCUUUCGUCUGUUGAUCGUGACUGUUUGAGUGGUUGGGGAGGACAUGUUCUUGUUGUUACACCGACUGAAGUGCAGGAAAGAACUUUGAAGGGAAGGAUGGACUAAAAAUCAAACUUGGGAAAAAACAAAAGAACAAGGGUUGUUCUUUCUGUUCUGCCCCUAUCUGUCCUGUUAUAGCUGCAGCUUUUCAUUCAAAUUAAAAUGUUAUUAGACUAUUAAUACGGGUUGGAAUUGUAUACUGGAAACUGGGUCUUCGUUUGUGUACGAACAUGAAAAAUGAUGGGUUCAGUUUUCUUUUGUUUCCUA